AUACGACAGGGGCAAACUCAUCGCUUAUUUCCGCCUGAAUUGGGUGUGUAACCUUAGGAGCAUACCAGAGCUUGUUUGGAUUUCUCUGUGCAUUUUGAGAUAUUUAGAGACUGCCUACAACGGAAGACUAUCACUUUAUGGUUAGCAUUGAGAUGACCGAACCGCGAUGCCGUUGAUCAAGCGUGAGGUCGAGCCUGUCCUGGUCAGCCGAGUGGACAUCGGCUCGGAGAUCCAGAAUGAGUUGGAGUGCGUCACCAACUACACGCUGGCCAGCAUCAUCCGUCAGCUGAGCAACUUGGGCAAGCAUGCAGAGGAUAUCUUUGGCGAGCUGUACAGGGAGGCCAUGUUCCUCUCUGGGAGGGCCAACACCCUGCAGGAUCGCAUCGACAAGCUGUCCGACAAGGUCACCAAGCUGGAUGCCACGAGGGAUCAAGUAUCUCUUCAAGACAUUCAUAUGCGCAAGGCCUUCAAAAGUUCGUUGGCCCUGGAGACGGAGGUCGUCUCCUCCCCCACCAUGCCUUCGGCCAUGAGGGAGACAUACAUGAGAUGCGAGAAGCCGCCAAAGUUGUCGCUGCUCAACCAAUUCAGGGAGGAUGGAAAAGAUGGUCUCAAAUUCUACACAGAUCCCAAGUUCUUCUUUGAGAGGUGGUGCAACGAACAACGAAAAGACAUUGAGAAUAACAUCAGGAAAAGGAAGAGGAGAAGACAAAAGAAGCCAGCAGCAGAGAAGGGUUCGAUGCCAAAGGUCCCUGUGAAUACAAGGAAGAACCGUUAUCAGAUGUAUGCAGGUGGGGCAGAGUUUGCCCAACACCAGAGACCUCAGCAGAGUAUAACGAACAGCCACAUUUCAUCAAACCAGGUUAACCAAGAUUCAGAGAAACAAAGGAUAUCGCACUCUGACUCCAUCAUCUCCAGUACGCCAUCGGAUGAUUCGGGCAUCAACGGUCAGUCACAACGAAGGAAGCCAUCACAGGGUCCGCCACCUCCACCACCUUCACAGGGUGGUGAGUCUCCCAUGAAUGGGGAUGUGGUGUUGCGGCCAGUUAGGCCGGCGCCAGGUCGCCCGCCCAGCCAGCAACAGCUACCACAACCACCACCCAUGAACCACCACGUCCCUACUAUGCCGCCACCCCCUCCACCCAAUGUGCCUCAACCACAGAGUUACCUAAGCUCUGGAACAUCCGGUUACUCGAGCUCGAGUGACCUACCACCUCCGCCACCACCGCCACAACCCAUUAUGAUGAAUAACUACGCACCGGCCCAGCCGCCGCCACCAGUAUUGUCGCAGCCACUUCCAAACAACAUUCCCGCUCCACCUCCCCCGCCUCCUGUGGGCGGCCCAGCCGCACCCCCUCCACCACCCAUUGGUGGGAUCCAGAAGCCUCCUGUAGCCAACAACAAUGUUCCUGCCCCGCCUCCGCCACCCCCUGAUCAAUUUAGGCUACCAUCGGUGCAACCGGCUCCGGCCUCGAAUCCUAACAAUACUAGUCCUGUCGUCAAUUCUCCCAACAAGCCCCAGCCAGUACAGGCCAGCGACCCAAGGAGUGAUCUACUAGCAGCUAUCCAAGAAGGAAUGAAGCUACGCAAGGUGGAGGUCCAAGAGGAGAAGCAACGUCACAGCGAACCGGCGCCAAACAGUGUAGAAGCCAUCCUGAGACGUCGUAUAGCGGUCGAGCUCAGCUCAGACGAGGAGGAUAGUCAAGUAUCUAGCGACUACGACGGAGAGUGGUCGGACGAGGAUUAAAAUGGUCUCUUGUAAAACCAGAAACUUUUGUUCUUCGCCUGGAACUUCCACAAUUUGUUAUGAUGGUGGUCCCAUGCCGUGCAAAGAUUCCAUGUUUUUGCCAACCACAAUGUCUUGUGGAAUUUGGGGAAAGAUUGAAGUCUCUGGUUUUGCAAUACACAUUAGUUUUGAUUGGAUGAGAAGACCCUGCAUAAUCAACAACAACAAAUUGUCACUCAAGUGACAAGAAUAUAAUAUAUAUUUCUUUUUAUACCAACAAAAAUUAUUGCAAACAAUGCUCAAAUGUACCCUCUUGAAAUUAAAAAUAGUGGAAAAAGUGCUCGACAUUUUGGGGGUUUGGUGAAUCAUGUAUAGCAAGAUGGAACUUGUAUAUGAGCUGUAAUUUCUGCUUUUUUUAUGAAGCUGCUAUUUUGUGAAGCCAAGCAUGAAAACUUAGAUUCCAGAUAUAGCAAAGAAGGAAUUAUCAAAAAGUAAUCAUGUAGAACUUCAUUAUUUCACAUCACCUAGCCAUACAUUUUAAAUUUUGAACAAUUUUUAAUUUUGAGUGGAAUGCCAAAUUCUGUCUUUGCAACUUUUCCUAUAAAAUUAGAAGAGGGCCGUGUGUCUUUUAUCACAAAAAAAUAGUCAUAUAGAUAUGUAGUGAUAGCUGACACUUUAUGCCAGCUAGUUCACUUUCAUCUUGGAUAUUCCUUUCGUAACAAGUUUCAGUUCAGUUAAACCAUUUCCUUUUUUGUUGUAUUGUAAUUGUGCAUUAUUUUGGAGAAAAUUAUUAGAUUAAUACAAAGAUGGAAGUUGUAGGAGUUUCAUCAGUCCUUCCUAGUAUAGCUUAGCUUAUUGGACAUGCACUUCAGACGCAAGUUCUCCGCCGAGAUUCAGAAUGAUGUUCCUUCAAAUAAGUUAACACAGAGUCAGCUCCCUCCUGGAUCUCAGCGGUCGGUUUGUCGCUGACUUUAGUUAAACAUAUAUUCUUAUUUAAUGGUCCUCAUGCAGGUCACUUGCAUUUGGCUUGGCCAGUCUAUGAGUUUGACAUGUAAUUAUGCUAUGUAAAUGAUGUGAUAUAGAAGAACUGUCAUUUCAAGUAUGAAUGAAGUAUGUAUUGUAAAUAGGAACAUAUAUUUACAUUUUUGGUGAAAACUUUCAAAAAAAUGUAGAAUUUUGUACAUUAUGAAUUGUCUAUCGCUCUUCACGGCCCAACGUAUGACUCGAGAGAGAACACUCUGGAGAGCCAUCAUCGACAGGGUCACAAAGGGUCAGUCAGGGGUCGUAGGACCGUGACGACGACGAUGAAUUGUACAGCUAAUUUGCAAAGGGUGAGAGAAUAAAUUUAGUGGAUAUUGUCACUCCGUAUA
This is a messenger RNA of Strongylocentrotus purpuratus (purple sea urchin), 3093 nucleotides long. RefSeq names its product wiskott-Aldrich syndrome protein family member 3. Bases 167 to 1744 code for a protein of 525 amino acids. Gene Ontology annotation, cellular component: cytoskeleton; SCAR complex. Gene Ontology annotation, biological process: actin cytoskeleton organization; positive regulation of Arp2/3 complex-mediated actin nucleation. The record is from RefSeq and is a predicted model, not a curated record. Gene Ontology annotation, molecular function: protein kinase A regulatory subunit binding; Arp2/3 complex binding; actin binding. NCBI's taxonomy places the organism in Eukaryota, Metazoa, Echinodermata, Echinoidea, Camarodonta, Strongylocentrotidae. The transcript has 6 exons.